UCCCUGUGAAGGAGUCUGCAGGGCCACGAGCCUAUAGGAGAGCAGAGCCCAUAGGGCCAACCCCCAGAGCUAUAGGUGACACUGUGUAUAAGAGUGUGUGAUGUGGCUGUGCUCACCCCACCUCACCAGCCUACUGCCACCCUACAGCCACCACACCAACCGUCCAGAAUGGCCCACAAGUUCCCGGCACUCACCACUGAACAGAAGAAGGAGCUGUCUGAGAUCGCUCAGCGGAUUGUUAAGGAUGGCAGAGGAAUCCUGGCAGCGGAUGAGUCCGUGGGGACCAUGGGCAGCCGUCUGAAGCGCAUCAACGUGGAGAACACAGAAGAGAACAGACGCGUGUUCCGUAAUCUUCUCUUCACAUCUGACCCGAAGCUGAACGAGAACAUCGGCGGAGUCAUUCUUUUCCACGAAACACUGUACCAAAAGGCCAACAGUGGUGUCCCCUUCCCCAAACUCCUAAAGAAUCUGGGCAUUGUCGUGGGAAUCAAGGUAGAUAAAGGCACGGCCGCCCUCGCUGGGACUGACGGAGAGACCACCACUCAAGGUCUGGAUGGUCUUGGAGAGAGAUGCGCUCAGUAUAAAAAGGAUGGCGCUGACUUUGCCAAGUGGCGAUGCGUGCUGAAGAUCUCAGACCACGCCCCUUCAAGCCUCGCCAUUUACGAGAACGCCAAUGUGUUGGCACGGUAUGCCAGUAUCUGCCAGCAGAACGGUCUGGUGCCAAUUGUCGAACCUGAAAUAUUGUCCGAUGGGUCACAUGAUCUCCAGAGGUGUCAAUACGAGACAGAAAAGGUCCUCUCGGCGGUGUACGCCGCGCUCAUCCAGCAUCACGUAUAUCUGGAGGGAACACUCCUAAAACCAAACAUGGUCACAGGCGGACAGUCCUGUCCCCAAAAAUUCACCCCAGAGCAGGUCGCCAUGGCAACUGUCACCGCUCUGAGACGAACCGUUCCUGCUGCCGUACCCGGUAUUUGCUUCUUGUCCGGAGGUCAGAGUGAAGAGGAGGCGUCUCUCAACCUGAACGCCAUGAACCGCUGCGACCUUCUCCGCCCCUGGCGUGUGUCCUUCUCGUACGGCCGCGCGUUACAGGCUUCAUCGCUCUCCGCAUGGGUCGGGAAAACAGAAAACGAGAAAGCAGCCCAGGAGGCCUUCCUCAAGAGAGCUAAGAUUAAUGGCUUGGCUUCUCUCGGGAAGUACGUCCCAUCAGGAUCCUCGGACGCAGCCUCCUCCGCCUCUCUCUUCCAAGCAAGUUACACCUACUGAGCUCCUCCCCUUCAUCUAUAGGGGCUUCCUCCAGACUCUGAGCCAUUUCUAUAGGUUGUCCUAAGAUAAGUAACAUCCUGUGCAGUAGAAAUAUCACAAACUUUAAUAUUCCUUAUAAUGUUGGUACUGGGUGCGGUCAUGAUUCCAUCCUGGGAGAAGUGAUUGCACCCACAUAGGUGGGAGCGGUGUACAAAGGCAAUGAAGAUACUGUAUAGGAACCAUCACAGAUUCUUUUUUCCUUGCUGCUAUAUAAAGAAUGACCAAACUAAUCGGGAACAUGAAGUUAAUAAAAACUUUCUGUAAAAAAACAA
Molecule: messenger RNA, 1574 nt
Organism: Hyla sarda
Lineage: Eukaryota; Metazoa; Chordata; Amphibia; Anura; Hylidae
Gene: ALDOB
Product: aldolase, fructose-bisphosphate B
Exons: 9
Coding region: 169-1263 (364 amino acids)
Biological process (GO): glycolytic process; fructose 1,6-bisphosphate metabolic process
Cellular component (GO): cytosol
Molecular function (GO): fructose-bisphosphate aldolase activity; fructose-1-phosphate aldolase activity
Source: RefSeq, a predicted model, not a curated record